AUGAGGAAGGUCGGGAAAAGUGAAUUUGUCAGUAUGCCAAGACUCCCUAUAUAUUUUUUUAGCAGUGUAGCCAAUCACAACCGCUUCCACAUUCAUUUAAAACAAGUCCAACCCCUCACCGCACAAACCGUCCAUAGCCCCUCACCUUUUUUACCCCCCCAUCCUCCAUCUCUUCCCGCCCCCUGGUCUUUAUCCUCCUCUCCAUCGACCAUCCACUCGACCGGACGACUUGCUCUUCCUAAACAAAAAAUCAGACAAAAUGGUCAACUUUACCGUCGAACAGAUCCGUGA
Molecule: messenger RNA, 291 nt
Organism: Tuber melanosporum (Perigord truffle)
Lineage: Eukaryota; Fungi; Ascomycota; Pezizomycetes; Pezizales; Tuberaceae
Exons: 4
Coding region: 1-291 (96 amino acids)
Source: RefSeq, a predicted model, not a curated record